AUACCAUCUUUUCAAUAAAAUCCCAACGGGUCAAUUCUUACACUUUUUAAUGCUAUUUUCGCUUUGUUCUUUACUUCACCCGUAAUAGAAACCAAUUCACUUUGAUUCGCCAGUGUUUAAUUUAGUUAAGCGGAGGAAAAACUUUUUAACGUGUUCACUAGAGGGUCUAUCAAAUGUGUCAUAUUUUUUAAGUUGACUGCCAGAUUAAAUACAUUACACGGACUUACCGCAUCGUUUUAACUGAUUGGGCGCUGUAAAUAAAGGAAGGCAUAUUUUGUGAUUUCUCAGAAAUAAAUUCAAGGAGUAGAAGAAAAGAAAACUAAUUUAUAAAGUAUCAUAAUGAGUGCUGUGAAAGUUAAACCUAUUGUACCGAUUCCAAAACGGACUCAUGGAUUUUCUAUAGACUCUAUAAUGAGUCGAGAUGACCGUGAUAGAAAUCAUUCUUCGUCGGAAGAUAGCGAUAUCGGUGAAGAACAACGUGGACACUCGCCGACGACUGACGACGAUAUAUUUUCCGUUGGGUCUCGAAUCCCACCAUUACAUCCAUCAUUACCGGCUCAUGUGCAACAGUUAUUGUUACGUGAAGCAAGCAGCCAUGCCGGCAGACCUAGUCCCGAGCAUUUACUUGCGUUGCAGUCCCAAGCCUGGGCGUUCGGAAACCAGCAAGUUGGCUCGUUUCCGGGACUCGGGCUGAACGCUGCAGGUAUUGGUGGUAUUCCUUCGCAGAUGGGACCCAGAGGGCCCCUCCAGCCUGGCUUCUCAACACAUCCAAGUAUUUUAGCAGCCGCUGCCAUGGCCGGAAGAGACCCACUGUCCAUGUGUCCUCCAUGGAUGAUGAACAAGCACGGACAUGGCUUACUCGGCUAUCCUUUUGGUCAUCCAGACGCCGGUAUGUUCUUUCACCCGUACCGAAAGCCGAAACGUAUCCGGACAGCGUUUUCUCCGUCACAACUCCUGAAGCUUGAACACGCUUUCGAGAAAAACCAUUACGUGGUUGGACAGGAAAGGAAGGAGCUUGCAUCAAAACUCAGCCUUACAGAGACCCAGGUAAAAGUAUGGUUUCAAAACAGAAGAACAAAACAUAAACGUGUAAAGUCUGAUGACGAAGGUGAUGGAGAUGCGGACAAUGAUAAUGAAGAUAUAUCAGUAGACGAUGAAGACAUAGCAACUUCUUCUGGAUUAGACAGGGAGCUAUCGUGAUACUACGUUUGUUGUUAAAGAAAGAGGAGAAUAAGUUGAACAGUGACACCUCUGAAUGAUAAGCUUGGGCUAGGAAGAUCAGGCAAAAGUUCGCUAAUUUGUAUAACUUUGGAUGGUAUUGUUUCAAACAUAACGAAAGAGAGGACAGAUUGCUUAUAUGAAUGCUUAAGCCGAAUAUCUUGGAGCAUUGAACACAAUAGGCAUUGACGUAAUUAAGAUUGUAAAAUACGACUUACAAAACAAUACUUUUGAAAGUAAAAUAUUUUUGAAUUCAACCAAAAUGAUAUUUGUAAUUAUACAUACCGAAAGUAUAUAAACAACAUAUUUGAAAGGUUUUUGCAGAUGAAAUUGCAACGAACGCAAAAAUAUUAAAACGUGUUAUGCAGAAGACAUUGCAACGCGAAAAUAUUCCAAAAAUGUUUUGCAAAUGAAAUUGCCACUGAAAAUGUUUGAAAUGUUAUGCAAAAGACAUUGCAACACGAAAAUAUUAAAAAAAAAUGCAGAUGAAAUUAACACGUGAAAAUAUUUGAAAUGUUUUGCAGAUGAUAUUGCAACGCGGAAAUAUUUAAAAUGUUUUGCAGAUAAAAUUGCAACUUUCUCGAUAUUGUACUGGGACAAUUUUACAACACAGCGUCGAGCCGAGAAGAGUUCUAUCACUGAACUAUUAUAUGGACCUACAUUUGCUAUUAAAUUAGUUGUUCUAAACAAAAAAAUAUUUCAAAUUAUGAUAUAUCGUACACGAUAUGUUUAUAAUAAAACUGUUUUUAUCAUCAUUGCGUAAUGGAAAUGAUACAGAAUUCCCACACAAAUCUCUUUUUCUUUGUAUGAUUAUGUUGUCACAAAUAGAUAUCUGUUAAAUAAAUGUAUGUUUUGUAUAUAUUAGAUUUAAAUCACCACUAAUGACGACUAUAUUUUAUUUUGCAAAUAUAAAGACAUUUUAUAUUCUCUCACAUAUUUGUUUACUUGUUGAUUGUCAUACACAGAAUAAAGAUGAAAGUCAUAAUGA
Molecule: messenger RNA, 2206 nt
Organism: Ruditapes philippinarum (Manila clam)
Lineage: Eukaryota; Metazoa; Mollusca; Bivalvia; Venerida; Veneridae
Product: homeobox protein EMX1-like
Exons: 3
Coding region: 340-1200 (286 amino acids)
Biological process (GO): central nervous system development; brain development; regulation of DNA-templated transcription
Molecular function (GO): DNA-binding transcription factor activity, RNA polymerase II-specific; DNA binding
Source: RefSeq, a predicted model, not a curated record